Messenger RNA from Salarias fasciatus (jewelled blenny), 1828 nucleotides. Its product is annotated as potassium voltage-gated channel subfamily A member 3-like. NCBI's taxonomy places the organism in Eukaryota, Metazoa, Chordata, Actinopteri, Blenniiformes, Blenniidae. Gene Ontology annotation, cellular component: membrane; voltage-gated potassium channel complex. Gene Ontology annotation, molecular function: protein binding; delayed rectifier potassium channel activity. Bases 145 to 1698 code for a protein of 517 amino acids. The transcript has a single exon. Gene Ontology annotation, biological process: protein homooligomerization; action potential; potassium ion transmembrane transport. The record is from RefSeq and is a predicted model, not a curated record.
AGCAGCGCUUUGGCGUGUGGAUACGCAGAGAUAGGUGAUGGUUAGAGGAGAUGUGAGUGGCGUCGGCCUCAGCUCUCCAAAGCUGUAGGCUUUGGCUGGGAGUGGCGUGGCGCACUCUGCCCCAGCAGACCGAAAACCACCUGUAUGGAUGAGCAGACCUCCGGCGGGAUCAAGUCGCCCUCGUCUGCCAGGCACCGCGGAAACAACGUGACAGUCAGUCUGGGUUAUGCCGGGGUGGAGAGGGGCAGCAUGACGGUGGAAAACAUGCUGGAGGACUCCGCCGUGCUGUCGGCGCCUCACCUGUCCGUGGAGCGGUACGAGCGCAGCCGGCAGGGCUGCUGCGAGCGGGUGGUCAUCAACAUUUCGGGGCUCCGCUUCGAGACGCAACUGAAAACUUUCAACCAGUUCCCCGACACGCUGCUGGGAGACCCGAGGAAGAGGAUGCGCUACUUUGACCCACUGAGGAAUGAGUACUUCUUCGACAGGAACAGACCCAGCUUUGAUGCCAUCCUGUACUACUACCAGUCAGGUGGGCGCAUAAGGAGACCCGUGAAUGUCCCCAUUGAUAUCUUCUCGGAGGAGAUCAGGUUUUACCAACUCGGAGAGGAGGCCAUGGAGAAAUUCCGAGAGGAUGAAGGUUUUAUAAAGGAAGAGGAGCGAGUACUCCCCAAAAACGAUUUCCAAAAGCAGGUUUGGCUUUUGUUUGAGUAUCCUGAGAGCUCGGGGCCAGCGCGAGGAAUAGCUAUCGUUUCAGUGCUUGUUAUUUUGAUUUCUAUAGUUAUUUUCUGCAUGGAGACUCUACCGGAAUUUCGGGAUGAGAAAGACCAAGCCACGGUGGCGCCAGCAGUUAAUGGCACUGCGCCCUCCGUGCCAAGCCCGUUCACUGACCCCUUCUUUGUUAUCGAGACGCUGUGUAUUAUAUGGUUCUCGUUCGAGCUGCUGGUCAGGUUCUUUGCCUGCCCCAGCAAAACUACCUUCUCCAAAAACAUCAUGAAUAUCAUUGACAUCGUGGCCAUCAUCCCUUACUUUAUCACUCUGGGGACGGAGCUGGCGGAGAGGCAGACCAACGGCGGCCAGCAGGCGAUGUCCCUGGCCAUCCUGAGAGUGAUCAGACUGGUGAGAGUCUUUCGUAUUUUUAAGCUCUCACGACACUCGAAGGGACUUCAGAUUCUGGGACAGACCCUCAAGGCGAGCAUGCGGGAGCUGGGCUUGCUCAUCUUUUUCCUCUUCAUCGGAGUCAUCCUCUUCUCCAGCGCGGUUUACUUCGCGGAAGCGGACGACCCCUCGUCCAGCUUCACCAGCAUCCCCGACGCGUUCUGGUGGGCGGUCGUCACUAUGACCACGGUGGGAUACGGAGACAUGCACCCCGUGACCAUCGGUGGGAAAAUAGUGGGGUCGCUGUGCGCGAUCGCGGGCGUGCUGACCAUUGCCUUACCCGUGCCAGUGAUUGUGUCCAACUUCAACUACUUUUACCACCGGGAGACGGACGGCGAGGAGCACCCGCACUACCUGAACGCGGGCAGCUGCGAGCACCUCCCCGCGGAGGAGCUGCGGAGGUCGUGCAGCUCCUCGUCCCUCAGCAAGUCCGAGUACAUGGUGAUAGAGGAGGGCAUCCACAGCGCGUUCAAACAGCCCAACUUCACCACGGAGAACAACCAGAACUGCGUGAACAUCAAAAAGAUCUUCACGGACGUGUAAAUGCGCCCCGACGCUGAGCAUGAACCAACAGUAGCUAUGAUAUUUUUCUAUUUAGCCGAUCGUAACGUGUCAGUCCAUAUCUGUGGAUGAACGCAGCAAAUGUCAGUUUUAACAAGACAUUUAUAGCUUU